AUGACUUUGGAUAUAUUUUAAAAGAAUUAAAUAGAGUAGAGUAACAAAGAGAUAACUUUUAGAAAGAUGAAAAUGUAUUUAACUUAGUAUUUCAUCAAAUAUUAUUAAAGAAUGCCUUAAAAUAAUCACACUUUGGAUAUCUAUUAAAAAGAGCCUUUGGAGUAAAGGUAUAGGCAGUAUCAAGGUGAUAGUCUUGAUAGAUACAAUUUAAAGCUAUAACCCUCUUUACAUAUUUUAUUUCAUAAAGAAUAAGAUAGGCUGAAAAAAAAUUUAAGAAUACAGAAAAUUUAAAUAAAGAAAGUUAAGAUUCACCAAAGAAACAAAGGUUUUGAUGGUUAAAAAUUACAAAUCCAAUAAAUAAAAGAAUUAGAAGCUCUUUUAAUUUUCAUAAUAUGA
Tetrahymena thermophila SB210 is the source of this 396-nucleotide messenger RNA. RefSeq lists its product as hypothetical. The record is from RefSeq and is a predicted model, not a curated record. The transcript has a single exon. NCBI's taxonomy places the organism in Eukaryota, Ciliophora, Oligohymenophorea, Hymenostomatida, Tetrahymenidae.